Messenger RNA from Cylindrotheca closterium, 390 nucleotides. NCBI's taxonomy places the organism in Eukaryota, Bacillariophyta, Bacillariophyceae, Bacillariales, Bacillariaceae. The record is from the annotation of a GenBank genome assembly.
AUGAGUCAUAUCAGAGGAUGGGAUGAUACAACUUUCCACAACCGAGCAUCGCUCACAGUUGGGCGAUUGGCACGCCUGAAGCGACGAGAGAUGAAAAAGCAAGCAGAUAUCAACAAACAAGCCGAGCUCUUGCGACAACAAGAAAGAGAGCAACUUCAAAUUGAAUUCAAAAAGUUCCACGAGCUAGCCAUUUUGGAAACUCUGGAACAGAUUCCAAAGCCGGCACCUAAGAAGUCGUUGAUGUCGAAAUUUGUCUCAGCACUCACGCCGUCCUGGAUGUCGACAUCAUCAAAGCCUUCUUCCAAGGAGGACGAGUACGGAGACAUUAUGUCGACAGGUACCAUGGACACGCAAGCGUCCGACCAAUCAUGGUUUGUCACUCUCGACUAA